Pediculus humanus corporis (human body louse) is the source of this 1164-nucleotide messenger RNA. RefSeq lists its product as uncharacterized. Gene Ontology annotation, biological process: maturation of SSU-rRNA. Bases 1 to 1164 code for a protein of 387 amino acids. The transcript is spliced from 3 exons. Gene Ontology annotation, molecular function: rRNA small subunit aminocarboxypropyltransferase activity. The record is from RefSeq and is a predicted model, not a curated record. Lineage: Eukaryota; Metazoa; Arthropoda; Insecta; Psocodea; Pediculidae.
AUGAACAAAUCUAAAGGUAAAAAAAAAUACAAGCAAAAACACAAAGUUUACAAUAAGCGUUGCUAUAACGAUAGUGAUAUACCCCCCGAUGAUUUUUCAGGUAGUUUAAAAAUUUUUUACCAAAUGUGCUUUCGUAGAUUUAAUACGUUAAGUGAUUUUUAUUUUUUAGAUGAUGACGACUCUAUUAAUAUUUCUUUUCCUGUGGCCAUGUGGGACUUAAAUCAUUGCGAUCCUAAAAAGUGUACUGGUCGGAAAUUGUUGAGGCACAAUCUUAUUAAAACACUUCCACUAGGUCAAAAAUUUAAUGGGGUUGCUCUUACACCAGUUGGACAAAAAUGUUUAUCUAAAGAAGAUCGAAAUCUCAUAGAGUCAUUUGGUAUAGCGGUUGUUGAUUGUUCUUGGGCAAAAUUAUCGGAAACUCCAUUUCACAAAAUGAAAACUCCAUAUCCUCGAUUACUUCCUUGGCUGGUGGCUGCCAAUCCAAUUAACUACGGGAAACCGUGUCAGUUGUCAUGUGUCGAAGCUUUGGCUGCUGCUUUAAUAAUUACAGGUAGUUUUAAUGAUGAAGCUGAUUUUUUUCUAAGCAAGUUUAAAUGGGGUCAUUCAUUUACAGAGCUUAAUCAAGAGUUAUUAGAAAAGUAUUCCGAUUGUGAUACAAGUGCUGAAGUAGUUAAAAUUCAAAAUGACUUUUUAGAAACAGAGUUUGCGAAAAGAAAUAAAAAUGUAGAAGAUAUAUUGUGUUCUAACAGUGAGGAUGAAGGUGAAAUUACUUCUGAGCUAAAUGAAAAUAGCAGAGUUGUAGAAAAUGAAAGUUUUAACAGUUCGGUUAAUGAAAAUACUGAUGUCUCAGUCAAUAAUACUUCUAUACAAGAAGAAAAUAAAAAAGAUGCAGAAAGUUCUGAUGUUAACAUAAAGAGUCCUUGUGAAAAUAUUACUCUUGGUCUCAAUGACAGUGAUAACAAAAUUGAAUUAUCAGAAAGCAUGCAAAAUAAUGAAUCUAAUGUUUCAAACAUUAAUAAAGAAGAUGAUGAUGAUUUUAUUCCAGUAAACGAUUUCAAAAAUUUGUCAUUAAGCCCAUCUAAAAUUGAAAAAAUGUCUCCUUUAGCCUCCUUUACAGAAGUUUCAGGUUUGAUAAAAAUCUUUUUUUUUUGUUAUUCCAGUUAA